This is a messenger RNA of Echinostoma caproni, 783 nucleotides long. Lineage: Eukaryota; Metazoa; Platyhelminthes; Trematoda; Plagiorchiida; Echinostomatidae. The record is from the annotation of a GenBank genome assembly.
AUGUAUUUUGCCCGAAAUUCACUCAUACGCACACGUUCGGCCAUUCUCAACUUCAUUCAGGCCAUCUACAAAGCUUUGGUGCAUCGGUCCACAAAAGCCAAUUCAAAGGGUAAUCAUGCACAUCCCGAGAAUGAAUCCUCAUGUCAGGUAGUCAUGGUUCUCGGAGCUGGUCGAGGCCCAUUGGUCAAUGCAACUCUGUCUGCCUCUGAGCGAGCCAAUUGCCCGGUCCGCGUAUAUGUAGUCGAGAAAAAUCCCAAUGCGCUUUACACGCUUCAAGAUCGAAUGACACACGAAUGGCGUGGAUUGGACGUUCAUCUUAUAGCCGGCGAUAUGCGUGAACUCGAUGUCCCGGAAAAGGCUGACAUUUUUGUCAGCGAAUUGCUGGGCUCUUUCGGGGACAACGAGCUGAGUCCGGAGUGCUUGGAUGGAGCACAACCCCACCUAAAAGAUUUGCAAGAGUCCAAUGCACGGUACACGAUCUGCACUUUCCCCAUGGAUCAUGAAGCGAUUGUGCACGGGCUAGCUGGUUAUUUCGAGGCUGUCUUAUUCGAUGACGUGACUCUGAGUACUCACCCGCAACGUCACAGUCCACAGAUGGUCUCUUGGUUCCCUCUGGCCAUUCCGAUCGAGCGCCCACAGCAUGUUCGACCCGGGGAGCGUGUCACAGUACAUUUGUGGCGUGUAGUCGAACCGAGGCACGUUUGGUAUGAGUGGGCUCUAACCGAACCACGACCCUCGAGAAUCCAUAAUGCUGCAGGGCAAGCAUACAAAAUUGCUCUAUAA